Sander lucioperca (pikeperch) is the source of this 1470-nucleotide messenger RNA. RefSeq names its product C-type mannose receptor 2-like. The record is from RefSeq and is a predicted model, not a curated record. NCBI's taxonomy places the organism in Eukaryota, Metazoa, Chordata, Actinopteri, Perciformes, Percidae. The transcript has 3 exons. The coding region runs from base 853 to 1470 and encodes 205 amino acids.
GCAUUUUUUAACAUCAAGUCAUGUUAUUGCAGCUGUAUGCAAACCACCACACAAGCAGUUCCAUGGUGGUGUCAACUGUUUGUUUUUGGCCUACAGCGGGUCUUCAGGCUUAAUUGGUGUUGCUUUCUCAACUAUCUUUCCAGUAAGAGUUGACCAGUGAGCCAGUUAUCUGUACGUGUCUUUUUUUCUUCUAAUAUCUUUAUAUAUGUCUGUAAUCAUCAAAGUACUUAUACUGUAUGUAAAGAGCUAACAUGUUUUCAUUGCAAAUUGAAAUCAAGCCAUUUCAAAAAGCACUGAGGCUUAGUUGGUUAAAGCACUUGUCUAGUAAACAGGUGAUCCUUGGUUCAAACCCCAGUGGUGACUGCUUCAGAAAUGCAUUUCUUAACAACAGGAACAUAAACAUAAUUUUAACUUCAGGUCCAGUUUUUGCAACUAUUUGCAAAACGCAGCUAAAAUGUUACUAACCAUGGUAGUGUGAACUGCAGUCACAAAUCUACAUUUUGAAUUAUUUCAACCAAUUAAUUCAAGCAAAUCUCAGCAUGUCAGUCUGGGGUUGUACUUCUUGCAAAAUAAUAUGCAAAUCUACAGAAAGGAAAUAUAUAAAAGGCAAAUCAAAUGAGAUGCUUAUGUUUGUCUGUUGAGGAGAACAGAUCAUUAAAAUUCGUGCUGGUCUCGCUCUGCUUCACACCACGUAAGACAUUUGACUACCGAGGAUAAACAAGUUUGAAGAUUUCUGUUGUGCCCAGGUGAAUGACUCCGAUCUUUUGGGCAAGGCGUUUCUACACACUGCUCUGAUUGGUCAGUUUAAGUGGGAAUCAGGUGCAUCAGAGCUUGGAUAUAUGUGGGGGGGAGAUGGGACCCUGUAUCAGCUCUGUCUCUUUUCAACUAAUUUCCACCACGCUGAGCUCCCUUUGUUGGUGCCGUCAUUUAUGCCUUUCUGAAGACAACAUGGAGAGAAACAUCCCCAGGCUUCUCCUCAUCCACCUCAUCUUUUUCGUCCUCUCCACUCCUCUGUCUGCAGUCACUACAGGCCUGAGCAUCUUAAAGGUUGUCCCCAUCUCCAAUUCAAAUACCUGGGCUGUUGCUCAGAACUACUGCAGAUGGUACCAUAGUGACUUGAUCACCAUCAGAAACCAACAGGAGGCUGACAAGUAUGCCCCGUAUGAAGGCUGGAUUGGUCUGUAUCUCAAUACAUCGUCAUCGGGGUGGAAAUGGUCCAGAGGAGAGGAGAGAGCCACAUUCUUCAACUGGGAUUCAAAUGAACCAGAUGAUGAUCAGCACCACCACUGUGUUUUGAAGGAUAAGUCAUCUCCAAAAUGGAAAAAUGAAAGAUGCUCUGACAAUCAUCCCUUUUUGUGUGAUGAAGGCCUGAUUCUGGUCCAGGAGAAGAAGACAUGGGAAGAAGCCUUGGUGCACUGCAGACAGCUGGAGGCUGCGGGCUGCGGGAACCAGUGGAGUUCGACAUUUUGA